AUGGAGCCCAAUGGCAGCAGCCCCCGGCCGGGUAACACCAGCCACCCCGAGGAUCUCUUUGCCGGUCUGGAGCUGCUGCUGCACUUCAAGCCGCUCUUCAUCCCCCUCUACUGCCUCCUGGUGGCUGUGGCCUGCCUGGGCAACGCCUUCCUGGUGGGCUGCAUCACCGCCAACAAAAAGCUGCACAACGCCACCAACUUCUUCCUGGGCAACUUGUCGCUGGGCGACCUGCUGAUGUGCCUGACCUGCGUGCCCCUGACGGCCUCCUACGCCUUCGAGGGGCGGGGCUGGCUCUUCGGGCGCGCCAUGUGCCACGCCGUGGCCCUGCUGCAGGCCGCCACUGUCUACGUCUCGGUGCUCUCGCUGGCGGCCAUCGCCGUGGACCGCUACGUGGUGGUGGCCUACCCCAUGCGGCGGCGCAUCGCCCCGCGCUACUGCGGCCUGGUGGUGGCCGCCAUCUGGGCCCUGGCCCUGGCCCUGGCUGCCCCGCCCGCCUGGCACACCAGUUACGUGGAUCUGCGGCCCAUCGGACAUGACUUGAUCAUCUGUGAGGAGUUCUGGAAACAUAUGGAGAGGCAGCGGCUGGUCUACUCCUGCGCCAUGCUCCUCCUCUCCUACGUGGUGCCCCUCCUGGCCGUCACCAUCUCCUACUGCUCCAUCUCGGCCCACCUUCGCCGGAGGAGCCUGCCCGGCUCGGCCAACCUCAGCCAGGCCCGGUGGGACAAGACGAAGCGCAAGACCUUCCUGUUGCUGGUGGUUUCUGUCCUGGUCUUUGCCCUGUGCUGGCUGCCCCUGCAGGUCCUCAACCUCCUCCGGGACCUGGACCCCGAUUUCACCCUCCUGGAAAAGCGCUACAUUAACCUGGCCCAGGUCUCCUGCCAUCUGGUUGCCAUGAGCUCGGCCUGCUACAACCCCUUCAUCUACGCCUCGCUGCACCGCAAGUGCCGAGCCCACCUGCGCGGCUCCGUCCGGCACAGGCAGCGGCACAUCGGACAGUGCGCCCUCGCCAACACCUGCCUCAGCCUCCUGCCUGAUGCCCCGGGGCUGGGGCAGGACGAUCGAGCUGCCAGGGACAAUGCGGUCUAG
Gopherus flavomarginatus (Mexican gopher tortoise) is the source of this 1086-nucleotide messenger RNA. RefSeq names its product prolactin-releasing peptide receptor-like. Gene Ontology annotation, cellular component: neuron projection; plasma membrane. Lineage: Eukaryota; Metazoa; Chordata; Testudines; Testudinidae. The record is from RefSeq and is a predicted model, not a curated record. Gene Ontology annotation, biological process: G protein-coupled receptor signaling pathway. Bases 1 to 1086 code for a protein of 361 amino acids. Gene Ontology annotation, molecular function: neuropeptide Y receptor activity; neuropeptide binding. The transcript has a single exon.